Molecule: messenger RNA, 3207 nt
Organism: Sphenostylis stenocarpa
Lineage: Eukaryota; Viridiplantae; Streptophyta; Magnoliopsida; Fabales; Fabaceae
Source: the annotation of a GenBank genome assembly
AUGGUCUCUAUCAUACUUCCCUUAUUCUUCUUGUCCUUGUUUGUUGUUCAAGUUUCCUCUUGUAGCCAGAUUGAUAAGCUCUCCCUCUUGGCCUUCUCUGGGAACAUAUCCACCUCUCCACCCUUUCCUUCUCUCAAUUGGUCUGAUUCUCUCGAUUGUUGUAGUUGGGAAGGCAUUACUUGUGAUGGGGAUCUGAGAGUUACACAUCUUCUGCUACCUUCUAGAGGACUAACUGGCUUCAUCUCCCCCUCUCUCACAAACCUCUCUUCUCUCUCUCACCUUAAUCUCUCCCAUAAUAGGUUAUCUGGUAGUCUCCAGCAUCAAUUUUUCUCAUUACUCAAUCACUUGCUGGUUCUUGAUUUGAGCUACAAUCAUCUAUCUGGUGAAUUGCCACCUUUUGUUGGUGAUAAAAGUGGCAAAAAUAGUAGUGGUGGUGUUAUCCAGGAGCUGGAUUUGUCCAGUAACUUUUUCAAUGGGAUACUUCCAAAUUCUUUGCUUGAGAACCUGGCAGCUGCAGCAGCUGGAGGGAGUUUGGUGUCUUUGAAUGUUAGUAAUAACAGCUUCAUAGGUCAUAUUCCCACUUCUCUCUUUUGCAUUAAUGACCAUAACUCCUCCUCUCUCAGAUUCUUGGAUUAUUCAUCCAAUGAUUUUGAUGGUGCCAUUCAACCUGGACUUGGAGCAUGCUCCAAGCUGGAGAAAUUUAGAGCAGGUUUCAAUUUUCUGUCAGGGCCUAUCCCAAGUGAUCUUUUUUAUGCUAUUUCUCUCACAGAAAUCUCAUUGCCCUUCAAUAAACUCACUGGAACUCUUGGCGAUGGUAUUGUUGGACUUACCAACCUCACAGUUUUGGAGCUCUACUCCAAUCAUUUCACAGGUUUAAUCCCCCAUGAUAUUGGUAAACUCUCCAAGUUGGAAAGGCUACUCCUUCAUGUCAACAAUUUGACAGGUACUAUGCCCCCAUCUCUGAUGAACUGUGUCAAUCUUGAGGAGUUGAAUUUAAGGGUCAACCUCUUGGAGGGAAAUCUCUCUGCAUUCAAUUUCUCAGGAUUCCUUAGCCUUACUACACUUGAUCUUGGCAACAAUUAUUUUACCGGUGUUUUACCACCAACCCUUUUUGCAUGCAAGUCACUUUCAGCUGUGAGGUUUGCAUCUAAUCAGCUUGAGGGAGAGAUUUCACCCAAGAUACUUGAACUAGAGUCUUUAUCUUUCCUAUCAAUUUCUACUAAUAAGUUGAGGAAUGUUACUGGGGCUCUGAGAAUACUCAGGGGGCUCAAGAACCUUAGUACUCUUAUGCUCUCCAAGAAUUUUUUCAAUGAAAUGAUACCACAAGAUGUGAACAUAAUAGAGCCAGAUGGAUUUCAAAAACUGCAGGUUUUAGGAUUUGGUGGUUGUAAUUUCACAGGUCAAAUACCAGGCUGGCUUGUGAAACUUAAGAAGCUUGAGGCCCUGGACCUGUCCUUCAAUCAAAUUAGUGGUCCAACUCCUCCUUGGUUGGGUACACUUCCUCAACUUUUCUACAUGGACUUGUCUGUUAACCUCCUUACGGGAGCAUUUCCAGUAGAGCUCACAGAACUCCCAGCACUGACAUCACAACAGGCAAAUGAUAAAGUGGAAAGGACUUACUUUGAGUUACCUGUCUUUGCUAAUGCAAACAAUGUUUCUCUGUUGCAAUAUAACCAGCUUUCAGCCCUACCUCCAGCAAUAUAUCUAGGAAGCAAUCACCUUAAUGGCAGUAUCCCUAUUGAGAUUGGGAAACUCAAAGUCCUUCAUCAGCUGGACCUGAAAAAUAACACCUUCUCUGGUGAUAUACCAGUUCAGUUAUCAAACUUGACUAACUUAGAGAAACUAGACCUCUCAGGAAACCAGCUAUCUGGUGAAAUUCCUGAUUCCCUUAGAAAUUUACAUUUCUUGUCUUUUUUCAGUGUAGCAUUCAAUAAUCUUCAAGGACAGAUACCAACUGGCGGUCAAUUUGAUACUUUCUCCUAUUCCAGCUUCGAAGGAAACGCACAAUUGUGCGGUCGAGCCAUUCAGCGCUCUUGUCCUCAACAAAAUACUACGAAUACUAGUGCAGUUAGUCGCAGUUCAAACAAAAAAGUAAUGAUUGCACUUCUCAUUACCGUCAGUUUUGGCUUUGGUUCCUUGAUAACAGUGUUGACUCUGUGGAUACUAUCCAAGAGAAGGGUCAAGCCAGGACGAGAGCCUAACAAGAUUGAAAUGGAAUCAAUUUCUCCCUACUCCAACAGUGGAAUUCAUCCUGAAGGUGGUAAGGAGGCUAGCCUAGUGGUAUUGUUUCCCAACAAGAAUAAUGAAACCAAGGACCUUACCAUAUUUGACAUCCUAAAAGCCACUGAAAAUUUCAGUCAAGCAAACAUAAUAGGAUGCGGGGGCUUUGGUUUGGUUUAUAAAGCAACAUUACCAAAUGGAACUACACUGGCCAUCAAGAAACUUUCAGGAGACUUGGGCCUCAUGGAAAGGGAAUUCAAAGCCGAAGUAGAGGCUUUGUCAACAGCACAACAUGAAAAUCUGGUGGCAUUGCAAGGCUAUUGUGUGCAUGAUGGAUUCCGGCUUCUCAUGUAUACGUACAUGGAAAAUGGAAGCCUCGAUUGUUGGUUACAUGAAAAACCUGAUGGUCCAUCGCAACUUGAUUGGCCAACUCGCUUGAAGAUUGCACAAGGAGCAAGCUGUGGUUUGGCUUAUUUGCAUCAGAUAUGUGACCCACACAUCGUGCAUCGCGAUAUCAAGUCAAGCAACAUACUCCUUAAUGAAAAUUUUGAGGCACAUGUUGCUGAUUUUGGGUUGUCUAGAUUGAUUCUUCCAUAUCAUACUCAUGUUACCACUGAACUUGUUGGUACAUUAGGCUACAUUCCCCCAGAGUAUGGACAAGCAUGGGUGGCUACUCUGAGAGGAGAUGUGUACAGCUUUGGGGUUGUCAUGCUUGAGCUGCUGACAGGGAGGAGGCCUGUAGAUGUUUGCAAGCCAAAAAUGUCAAGCGAGUUGGUUGGCUGGGUUCAACAAAUGAGAAUCGAAGGAAAGCAAGAUCAAGUAUUUGAACCUCUUCUGAGAGGGAAGGGGUUUGAAGGAGAGAUGCUGAAGGUACUGGAUGUGGCUUGCAUGUGUGUCAGCCACAAUCCUUUCAAGAGACCAAGCAUCAGAGAAGUUGUUGAAUGGCUGAAGAAUGUAGGAUCAGACAACAAGCCAACACAGAAAUAA